This is a messenger RNA of Folsomia candida, 2760 nucleotides long. RefSeq names its product serine/threonine-protein kinase PLK1 (gene polo). Bases 180 to 2204 code for a protein of 674 amino acids. Gene Ontology annotation, molecular function: ATP binding; protein serine/threonine kinase activity; protein binding. Gene Ontology annotation, cellular component: nucleus; spindle pole; centrosome. NCBI's taxonomy places the organism in Eukaryota, Metazoa, Arthropoda, Collembola, Entomobryomorpha, Isotomidae. Gene Ontology annotation, biological process: protein phosphorylation; regulation of cytokinesis; mitotic cell cycle. The transcript is spliced from 10 exons. The record is from RefSeq and is a predicted model, not a curated record.
GGUAACAGUCAACUGUUGAAUUAUUUGCUUACCACCACCACCACGAUCGUCCGUUGGAAUUGCAGUUGAGCUCUCUCUCUCAACAAAUUCCUCCCCUUCUUUGUUUCCUUAUCCGCAACUUAUGUGGUGAAGAUAAGCAGAAGAAAUAUUGUCGUCACCGCACCCAUUUCGCCCCCAACAUGGCGACCCAGCAGGACCAGUUCGCCCAGAUGAAGAAGACUGUCGAGGCACGAAAUUACCAACAACAACGACAGCUUCCUCCCUCCUCAGGGGCACACCCACUGCCACCAUCAUCCGCCCGAAGUCAACAACCACCCCCUGCAGCACCGGCAGAACAACCGACUGUCGACAUCCCUUCCAUCAUUCCGGACUCGAAAACUGGACUGACUUACCUGAGAGGAAAGUUAUUGGGAAAGGGGGGGUUUGCUCGCUGUUUUGAAGUCACCGAGACCAAGACCAAGUCGGUUUUCGCUUGUAAAAUUGUAAAUAAGGGUCUCCUACUCAAGCAGCAUCAGAAAGAGAAGAUGGUUCAGGAAAUAAAGAUCCAUCGCGACCUGCGCCAUAAAUAUAUUGUGAAUUUUCUUUCACAUUUUGAAGACGAUGCAAAUGUGUUCAUCACUUUAGAGCUUUGUACUAAAAAGAGUCUAAUGGAGCUGCAGAAACGUCGUCGCUGCAUUACGGAGCCUGAGUCUAAAUACUUUCUCCGCCAGAUUGUUCAAGCCGUAGAGUAUCUUCAUGAUGAGAAACACAUUAUUCAUCGUGACCUGAAACUGGGAAAUAUCUUCAUCUCGGAGGACAUUUGUUUGAAAAUCGGCGACUUUGGACUCGCUACAACCAUUCUAUUUGAUGGGGAGAGGAAAAAGACUCUUUGUGGCACCCCGAAUUACAUUGCGCCAGAAAUCCUGGGAAAGAAAGGUCACUCGUAUCAAGUGGAUAUUUGGUCGAUUGGAUGUAUUUUGUACACUCUACUCAUGGGCCGUCCUCCGUUCGAAACUAGCACCCUGCGAGAUACUUACCGGCGGAUUAAACGAGGCGAGUACACGAUUCCGAGAGACGUCCAUAUAUCGACAAAUGCGAAGAAUUUGCUAAUCAAGUUACUUCAAGUGAAUCCCAUGAUUCGACCCACAGCAGGAGAAAUUUUGCGGUCCGAGUUCAUGAUGCAGGGUUUCAUUCCGUCUACCCUGCCAGCAUCUGUGCUCGUCAUGGCCCCACGGUUUGACCGACCUCCAAACUUUGGACAGUCUAUCAUUCGAACGACAGCCGCCCCAGUUGCUCCUCCCACGGUGGUUAUUGCUCCUGGGAAUCCACUAUUUAAGAAACCUCUUGGACUCGCUAAUCAGCCAGCAACUGGCAGUAGUGAUGGUACGGCUAGUGGCGGCUUCAUUCCUCCAACGGCCGCAUCUGUGCGAAGUUUGGCCCCCUCGACUGCCCCCCAUCAACAAGAACCACCUGCAUUGUACUGCGAUAUGGACACAAAGGAUCUUAUGCAAAACAUGAUAUCUCUCCGAGAUCAAAUUAGGAAAAUUGUGAGCGGAAAGCUGCCUCGCACAAAAGAUGAUGACAACGCUGAAGAUCCAUCGCUUUGUCCACUCCUUUGGAUUUGCAAAUGGGUCGACUACACAGACAAGUACGGUUUUGGCUAUCAUUUAUCGGAUGACACGGUGGGUGUGAGUUAUAACGAUCAAACAAAGAUGAUUCUUCUCCCGGAUGCCAAGAGUGUUCACUACAUCGACAAGGAAGGGAACGAAUCGUACCACACUAUGAAACACUUUCCAGAUGAGUUGCUCAAAAAGAUAAAAUUGCUCAAGUUCUUUGAACAGUAUAUGCACGAUAAUUUGAUCAAGGCGACUGAUGGUCGUAUCCCUCCCCCACCGUCUGACUGCAUUGCUCGUGUUCCCAACAUGUGGACUUGGUUUAGGUCAUCCCGUUCCGUCGUGAUGGUACUUUCCAGUGGGACGAUGCAAAUCAACAACUUCCGGGACCAUACGAAAUUGAUCCUGUGUCCACUCUUGGGUGCUGUGACGACCUUGGGGUCGAAUAAAGGGAUGCGAACCUAUAGCUUGAGUCGAAUGCUUGAGGGUGGUUUGUCGGCAGAGUUGGUGGAACGAUUGGCUUACGCGUUAGAUAAGAUUGAAGUCAUCAUUGGUCACUCGAAGGAGAACGUGUCUGCCAAUGUAGUGGAAUCACCGGCCAAAAAAGUGUAGGGUCACAAAUUGUGCCAUUUUUUUAAUUCAGUUAAUGCUGGUUUUAAUUAACACUUUCCCGCUCGAACAGUCGAAUAUUAAUAAUUUUCCACAAGAAUGUGAUUAAAAUUAGAGAAAGAAAGCGAUAAUUUAAUUUAUUAAUUAGACAUGAAUACAAUAUCUGUAUUCAUUUGUAUGGCAAAAUUUUCGUAAAUCUUAACAUGCGUACUUAUUAGGCUGAGUGUCAGGUAUUAAUUUUAUUUGAGAUGGAUGGAAAGUAAGUGUGUAGUUUUAAUAUAAAAUUUUCAAACAGUUUUAAACUGCACAGGGAGAAUAAGGUUAGAAAAUGAAUUUUUAAUAAACUAAAUUGGAUACAACGAGGAAGAAUUGUACAAAUUAAUGUAGAGUCUAUCGUUAUUAUACUAGCCAAUCUGUUUGAGAUAAGAUGCGUGCUUAUCACUACAAUUGUAUAAGCUCAAUUUAUGUAUUCCAAUUAUGCAACCGCAAACGAUUUUGCAUUUCUUAAGAUUUGUAUUGUCAAAUAACAUAAAAAAUAAACUGCUAUAUUUAAGUGCGA